Messenger RNA from Staurois parvus, 579 nucleotides. The record is from the annotation of a GenBank genome assembly. Lineage: Eukaryota; Metazoa; Chordata; Amphibia; Anura; Ranidae.
AUGGCGACGGCCAAUGAGGGUGUUGGUGCCGGCGGUAUAAAGAGAUCUCACCUCGGGAUCCCGGAGGCCGUGUUUGUGGAAGAUGUGGAUUCAUUUAUGCAGAAACCUGGAAAUGAAACGGCUGAUGUAGUGCUUAAGCGAUUAGAUGAGCAGUAUCAAAAGUAUAAGUUUAUGGAAUUAAAUCUUUCUCAGAAGAAAAGAAGACUAAAGAGUCAGAUCCCAGAAAUUAAACAGACGUUAGAAAUUUUAAAGCACAUGCAAAAGAAAAAGGGCACUACGGAGCCAAUGGAAACAAGGUUUUUAUUGGCAGAUAAUCUAUAUUGUAAAGCAUCAGUGCCACCUACAGACAAAGUCUGCUUGUGGCUUGGGGCCAAUGUGAUGCUUGAAUACGAUAUUGAUGAAGCUCAGGCUUUGCUAGAGAAGAAUUUGUCUACAGCCACCAGAAACCUUGAAUCCACAGAACAUGACCUUGACUUUUUGCGGGACCAGUUUACCACAACAGAAGUCAAUAUGGCAAGAGUUUAUAACUGGGAUGUAAAAAGAAGAAACAAGUCAGAUGGUGCAAAAAUCAAAGCAUAG